This is a messenger RNA of Boleophthalmus pectinirostris (great blue-spotted mudskipper), 2157 nucleotides long. Its product is annotated as cytochrome P450 2F2-like. The record is from RefSeq and is a predicted model, not a curated record. Lineage: Eukaryota; Metazoa; Chordata; Actinopteri; Gobiiformes; Gobiidae. The coding region runs from base 12 to 1472 and encodes 486 amino acids. Gene Ontology annotation, cellular component: intracellular membrane-bounded organelle; cytoplasm. Gene Ontology annotation, biological process: xenobiotic metabolic process. Gene Ontology annotation, molecular function: iron ion binding; heme binding; oxidoreductase activity, acting on paired donors, with incorporation or reduction of molecular oxygen, reduced flavin or flavoprotein as one donor, and incorporation of one atom of oxygen. The transcript is spliced from 11 exons.
CUCCUGUCACGAUGGUUGCCUAUCUGCUGCUGUUGGGCAUCUUCAUGGUCUUCAUCAUCAUCCAUCUCAAGUCUCGACGACCCAAGGGUUUCCCUCCUGGACCCAUCGCACUGCCAUUUUUGGGAAGCAUACACAAAAUGUGCUCAAGUAACCCCUUAAAUGACAUAGAGAAGUUGAGGAAGACAUAUGGGAACAUCUACAGCCUGUACCUGGGACGCAACGCUGCUGUGGUGCUGUGUGGCACCCAGGCUCUGAAGGAAGCUCUGGUGAACAAGGCUGUGGACUUUGCUGGACGACAUCAGGACCUGUUCAUGACUGCUGUCACUAAGAGGAGAGGUGGACUUCUGGCUGACUAUGGUCCAACCUGGAAGGAGCAUCGUCGCUUUACUUUGAUGACCUUGAGGAACUUUGGUUUGGGCAAACAGUCGAUGGAGCAGAGGAUUCUGGGAGAACUACAGUACACCAUUGAUUAUCUGGAGAAGAAUACUGGAAAAAUUUUUAGCCCUCAAAUCAUGUUUCAUUCAGUCGCCUCAAACGUGAUCUGUCAACUUCUGUUCAAUAAUCGAUAUGAACAUGGUGAGGAGUUUAUUACAACAAUUGUGAACUCUCUCUGUGAGAUUAUCAAAAUGAACAACGGACCCUGGGCUUUGAUUCAUGAGAGUUUCCCUUGGGUUCGCUGCUUGCCACUGCCUUUUACUAACGCAUUUGAGGCAAUAGAGGUUUUAAAAAAACUGAUUAUCCCAGUGAUAGAGGAACACAAAAAAGACAGAGUACCAGGAGAACCUCGGGACUUUGUGGACAGCUACCUGGAUGAACUGGAGAAAGUAUACAAUGACGGUUCUUCAUUUUCCUCUGAGGAACUCCUGAUGUACUGCCUGCUCCUGUACAUGGCUGGGACAGACACUACAGCCAACACAUUACUCUUUGGCUUCCUCUACCUCAUGAACAGACCACAUAUUCAGGAACGCUGUCAAGAGGAGAUAGACCGUGUCCUGGAGGGAAAGGACUUUGUCACAUUUGAAGACAGACACGACAUGCCUUAUGUCCAGGCUGUUAUUCACGAAGCUCAGAGGACUGCCGACACUGUUCCCCUCAGUCUUUUUCAUGCAACCACCAGAGACACAGAGCUUAUGGGCUACUCUAUUCCUAAAGGCACUAUUGUCAUCCCCAACCUGUCCUCAGCGCUCUGGGAGGAGGGACAGUGGAAGUUUCCUCAUGAAUUCAACCCCGAAAACUUUCUCAACGACAAGGGAGAGUUUGUCAAACCAGACGCCUUCCUGCCCUUCUCCGCAGGUCUUCGAGUGUGUUUGGGAGAAGCCCUGGCCCGUAUGGAGCUCUUCCUCAUGAUGGUGACUCUUCUGAAGAAGUUUAAGUUCAUUUGGCCUGAGGAUGCAGGAGAGCCUGACUUCACUCCAGUGUAUGGCCUCACCAUGACGCCCAAACCGUACAACAUGAGAGUGGAGAUUAGAUGAAAACAGCUUGGUGAACAUGGUGGGAUAACAUUCUUAGAUCAUAUAUCACUGAACGGAAGACAACUUGGAAUACAAUGGGGUGGGGGCAUUUAGAACAUUUACCAAACAGAAGACACACAGUAAAUCUUUGGUGAUGUACACAGACUUAUAAUAAUAUAUUACUCAAACAUGUGUAAACAAAACAAACACAACUCCAGCAGCUAGGUAACUUGUAACAGUACAAAAUCAGCUCAUUUGUUGUAAUCCAUAAACAUUCAUUUUGUCUUUUUUGUACAUUAAAUUCUCUGGUUCUUUUAAAGAUAAUACAGGAGGAGAUGUAUUUACCUUGUUGACAUGUUUCAACUGGCUGCAAGUCAUCUUCAGAACCCCAAAAGAACCCAAGAACAAAUAAUGUACAGAAUGAAUGUCGCAGCAGCCAGAACAACGUAAAUACAAAACAGAGUCAGAGUUUCACUUCCUGAACAUGUGAGACAGACUCUACUUUGACGCUGUUUAAAUCCAGACUCAAAACUAAAGGUUUUCAUUCCGCACUCUUCUCUGUCAUUUAUUGUCUCUCUUUUCUUAAUUUUAUGAUGAAUAUUUAUGUUUUGAUUUAUUUUUAUUGUGAUUUUAGUGUAUUUCUUAUUCUGUAAAGCACUUUGAAUUACUUUGUGCAUGAAUUGUGCCAUACAAAUAAACUUGUCUU